CGGCAAAGUAAAAAAUUCGCCCAAAACGACCAAACUUCCGCCGGUUUCUUUUUAUUCGCAUGCUUCGCUCCCUCCGUCUUCCUUUUCGCUCACUCAACCCUUUAUAUUUUUCAAGCCGUCGCUUUUCUUCUACCUUCAUAAUGAGCGAGAUCACUCACCCCACCAUUCAGGAUGGAUGGUUCUCCGAGCAGUCCGGCAUGUGGCCCGGUCAGGCCAUGAACCUCAAGGUUAAGGAGGUCCUGCACCACGAGAAGUCCAAGUACCAGGAUGUCCUCGUCUUCGAGUCCACCGACUACGGCCGCGUCCUUGUCCUGGACAACGUUAUCCAGUGCACCGAGCGUGAUGAGUUCUCCUACCAGGAGAUGAUCACCCACCUGGCCAUGAACGCCCACCCCAACCCCAAGAAGGUCCUCGUCAUCGGUGGUGGUGACGGUGGUGUCCUCCGUGAGGUCGUCAAGCACGAGUCUGUUGAGGAGGCCAUCCUGUGUGACAUCGAUGAGGCUGUCAUCCGUGUCUCCAAGAAGUACCUCCCCGGCAUGAGCAUUGGCUUCCAGCACCCCAACGCUAAGACUCACGUCGGUGACGGCUUCGAGUUCCUCAAGGCCCGCAAGAACGAGUUCGAUGUUAUCAUCACUGACAGCUCCGACCCCGAGGGUCCCGCUGAGAGCCUCUUCCAGAAGCCUUACUUCGAGCUCCUGAACGACGCCCUCCGUGAAGGCGGUGUUAUCACUACCCAAGGUUCCGAGAACCAAUGGUUGCACCUUCCCCUGAUCGCCGACCUGAAGAAGUCUUGCGGUGAGGUCUUCCCCGUCGCCGAGUACGCCUACACCACCAUCCCCACCUACCCCUCCGGCCAGAUCGGUUUCAUGGUCUGCUGCAAGGACGCCAACCGCAACGUCAAGGAGCCCCUCCGCUCCUGGUCCCGCGAGGAGGAGGAGCGUCUCUGCCGCUACUACAACGCGGACAUCCACCGUGCUGCUUUCGUGCUGCCCAACUUUGCUCGCAAGGCCCUUAACCAGUAAAUCAUUUCGUCUGAUUUGAAUUUCUUGGGCUGGCAUUAGCAAUAUAGGAUGAUAAAAGUAUGGAGAGGUUAUGAUACCUCAUGAUGAAUGAAAUAAUUUCGGGA
Penicillium pulvis is the source of this 1126-nucleotide messenger RNA. Its product is annotated as spermidine synthase. The transcript has 3 exons. The coding region runs from base 60 to 1022 and encodes 320 amino acids. NCBI's taxonomy places the organism in Eukaryota, Fungi, Ascomycota, Eurotiomycetes, Eurotiales, Aspergillaceae. The record is from RefSeq and is a predicted model, not a curated record. Gene Ontology annotation, molecular function: spermidine synthase activity. Gene Ontology annotation, cellular component: cytosol. Gene Ontology annotation, biological process: spermidine biosynthetic process.